Molecule: messenger RNA, 726 nt
Organism: Zingiber officinale
Lineage: Eukaryota; Viridiplantae; Streptophyta; Magnoliopsida; Zingiberales; Zingiberaceae
Product: WUSCHEL-related homeobox 3-like
Exons: 2
Coding region: 172-726 (184 amino acids)
Biological process (GO): plant organ development
Molecular function (GO): DNA binding; DNA-binding transcription factor activity
Source: RefSeq, a predicted model, not a curated record
GACCAUCUCCCCUGUUUUUUCCCCUGUUUUUUUUUUCUCAGGGCUUUUCUCGCACAUCAUCCCUUUUGUCUCUCUUUGUCUCCACUCGCAUCCACUCCCCUCUAUAUACACCAGAAACUAGAAGAGACAAAAUUACACACUAAGCCACAAGAAGAGAGAAGAGAGAAGAAGAUGAUGCCGCAAGUGCCGUCAACGAGAUGGUGCCCCACGCCGGAGCAACUGAUGAUACUGGAGGAGAUGUACCGAAGCGGAGUCCGCACGCCCGACGCGCCGCAGAUACAGCAGAUCACCGCACACCUCUCCUGCUACGGCAACAUCGAAGGAAAGAACGUUUUCUACUGGUUCCAAAACCACAAGGCCAGAGAGAGGCAGAAGCUCCGCAGGAGGCUCAGCAUGCACCAUCUCCUCCUCCGCUCCGCCGCCGGAUUUAGUACUCCUAACUGUCACGUCUUCUUCCACGGCCACCACCACCACCACCAUCACCAUCUCAGCACUGCUUCUACUUCUCCCCUCCCCCAUCACUUCUUUAAUCAGGAUGCGGCGCAGGGAUUGAAUUUGCUGUGCAAGUUGGAAACUAAAGGGGAAGAACUAACAAACAGCAGUGCUGAAGCUUACGGGUGUCUCCACCAGUGCACCACCAAUCCCAGCUUCAAUCCUCCAAAGACACUCGAUCUGUUCCCCACGAAAAGCUCCGGCGGCUUCAAAGAUAAAUCUACAGAUCGCUAA